ACAUACAAAAUGGCGGCCGCUGCCACAAUAAAUUCUCUGGCGGAUGAAACGGUGGAACAGGUCCUUCGCUCGCCCGUUCUGGACCACCAAGACGUCUUAAACUUCGGCUACACCUGCAGUAGAUUCAACUCGGUCGCAAGAAGCGGUGAGAUCUGGAGGCUCAAGUUGUUCGAAAGAUGGCCGUCGCUGAAGAUGCGUUACAGCCCGAAGAAGCAGUAUGAUUGGCUGCAGGAGUUCCAGACACGGUUCCGGUGCGGGCGGCUGGUGCGGGAACUCCUGCUCACCUUCUCCCCACAGUUCUACCACAAGGACGAGGUCCCAUCCGAGGCGUUCCGACCAUUCGCAGAGCUGGCGGGACAGAAUGAGUGCAUGAUGCGGAGCGUGCUCAACGAACUGAUGGUUCUUCUACAUGACAAACAACGGAAACACACAGACUUGACUCUGAAAUACUACGGAGAAAAAGUCCUGAGGUACAUGCAGCACCAGCAUCUGAAGGGGGAGUGGCGGCAGGUGUUGGAACAGCCAGAAGACCAGCAGAGCUUAUUGGAAGGAGCAGUGCUGUUUGCCCAGUGGAACAACCCUUCCGAGGACAUGACAGUUCAGGCAGUGGUGCAGCAGAUAGACAGGAUCGUGGACAGGGUGAGAGCAGAGAUCGCCACAAGGAACCCAGAACACGCUGCCAUCAGGGACAAUCGCAACCAAGCGCCCCCUGUCCUCUCUCGAAAUGAGUGCAGGCAGGUUCUGGAGGCAAUCAACCAGGUUCUGUACAACCAGAUGAGCUUCAGGGGAAACAUCGAGGAAUACUACGACUCCAAGAACUCCUUUCUACCUUAUGUGUUGGAGAGAAAGGCAGGUAUUCCCAUCACCAUGGCGAUAUUGUACGCCGAGAUCGCCAAGUGUCUGGGCGUCCACCUGGAACCUGUCAACUUCCCAAACCACUUCCUGCUGAGAUGGCACGACCAGCCUGACGGUGACUCCCCAGAUGACUACAUGUACAUCGACGCCUUCGGUAAGGGCAGGUUCCUGAACAGAAGGGAGUGUGCCAACCUCAUCGACAUCCAUGGCGUCAACUGGAUGCCUGACUCCUGCUAUGAGGCUGUUUCAUCAAAAACAGUGUUUACCCGAAUGGUCAACAACCUCCUCAGCAUUGGGAGAAGACAGGCUCAAAUGGGAGACAGAAGUAACCUUGACCUUGCCCUCCUGCUGAACCCCGGUGACAUUGAGAAUGCCCUUCUCCAGGCCAGGGUCUACCUACACCUCAACAUCAACCUGUCAGAGGUGAUGGAGAACCUCCAGCGGCUGCUGGAGAGGCCUGAAGCUGAGGAACUGUCCAACCAGAUUGGUCACAUGAUGGUCAAGGCCACACAGCAGCAACUCAUCAAGGACGAACCUCCCAAGGUGGAGCAAAAGCGAAGGGAUGACAAGAAGAACUUCAACGCAGAGGGUGUCAUCUACUCCGUGGGCAUGAUCAUGAGGCAUAGAAGGUACAGUUACAACUGUGUGAUCUAUGGCUGGGACCCACAGUGUGAGAUGAGUGAGGAGUGGAUGAUACAGAUGGGUGUACACAGUCUCUCCAAGGGGCCAAACCAACCCUUCUUCAAUGUGCUGGUGGCUGAUGGCUCCAACAGAUACGCAGCAAGAGAGAAUCUGGAGCACCACCAGCGUCCGUGUGAGAUCACCCAUCCGGAAAUUGGCCGCUUCUUCCAGGAAUACAAGGGAAACUACUAUGUACCAAACAACGAGCUAAAGAAGAGAUACCCACACGAUGAGGACAUGACAUGCAGGCACUUCGCCUCGGACGACGCAUCACCCUAGUUCACCACUGAGUGUAAUCUCCAAGCAGAUCUUUUUGAUUUGGUUUGAUUUAUUGAGAUUCACUCACUCACUAUCCGUGUUUAGAUUAUACUGCUGUAGGUUUCCCUGUCCCAGGGGUGGGCAGCAGUCGGCUGUUCUGGACACCACGCCUCCAGCUAGCUCUGUUCUGUGGGUCUGUACUGGACAGACCACACUCCUUGAUAUCCUUCUGGAUACACUCCCACCAAGUUUUUCUAGGCCUUGUGUUGCAAACAGUACAAUACUUGUGGGCCACAGGCAGCGGGGGCUGGUGUUGUGGCUCACACACAAGACAAUUAUAACGAAGCACACAAACAAGACACACAUUAAAACUUAACACCUUUUGGUGGCUGCAAAGACCUUAUCAACUUGGUUAGGCUGUAUCCAUUUUGUAGGCAGUAUCUAUUUGCCACCCUGUUGGACAAGUGUAGAAAAAGAUACCAAAAAAGAGAGCCCAAUAAAAAUACACGCCAGAAAUAAGCCUAAGCCCAAACCUCUGCUUGGAGAGUACUCGAAGUGAUCUAUGUAUGUCAGUGUUACAACAGUGGAUGUUCAAGAUUUAUCUCUUUCAAGAUUUUCAUUGCCAUCGGCAAAAGCAAGAACAUGCCACCGAUCUUGUGCCCUUGGAAAAGGCACUUUACACAACUUUCCUCCAAAUGAAAUUGAGUUUUGUCCUGUCCUGUAUUUGUUUCUAUGUGUGGGACACAACACCAGCAACAGCUGUCUGUGUCCCACUUGUAUUGUACAGUUACAUCAAAUCAACCUUGGCAAAAGCAAAAUAUAUUCAAAGAUUUGUCUUCAAGUUUCAUGUCGGUAAAGAUACAGAAGUCAUGUUGUCUACGCAUAUGGUGCCAAGACAAGAGUGAAACAAGCUUAGUUAGCUAUACUACAGUAUGUAUGAUGUAUUUUUAAGCUUUAACAGACAGAAAUUGCAAGGGUUUGCCACAAUUUGUGAGAAACGAAUUUCAAAGUGAAUCAUUAUUUUGUAGCAAGCAUACUAUUAUGUGAUGCUAUGAUAACACAAGAUCGGACAAACCUUUCAGCUGCAGUGAAGUCAUGUCUGUUAACUGCUACCCCAUCCCACCCUUUUGCUACCAUUAAACUUUCCUGACUUUCUAUAAUUUAUUGUUUGUCCUUAAAACCAUAUUUGGUAGUUCCUCGGGGUGUUAGGUACUAUAUAGUGUCAUGAUAGUAAAUUAUUACUGAAGUCACUUUAAUAAAUUGAGCUUGAACUUCUGUUCAGCUCAAGAAUUAUUAUAUUCAAGUCUUGAAUUGUGAGAUGAAGUGUUGAAAAUUUAAUGUGGAAUUAGCCAAUAUAGCAGUUUGAAAAUUGCAGAGCAUAAUUACACUUUUUUUGCCACCAGGUGGAUUCAAUUUGGUAAAAUGUAGUGCUUGGUAUUUAUGAGCAAUAUGUAAGAUAAUAGCUGUGGUAACAUUUCAAUCUGUGGAACUGUGGUACUAGUACUAUGUAGUUACUGUACUAGAUCAUCUAAUGUGGCAUUGGCAAGUUAUCUCUCUCUCUAUCCGGCUUAACGUCUGUUCCCUGUGUUCCGAGGGUUAGACAUGAUUGUACUCUGAUGCUGGGGCUUGAUGGUAGCUCGCCAUUUGCCUCUGUCCUGUGGUUCUUGUGCACAGCUGAAUACAUCUAAUGCAUAAAGCUAGAAAUAUCCGGUAAAGAACCUUUUCUCAUUUUGGGACAGAAAUUUGAUUUUCACAUGGAGAAAUUACAUGUACCAAAUUGAAUGUAAAUGGUCUCCUUGCCCUACUGAUACUGUCAGCAAGAAUGAGAAUCAGUAAUCUCAUUAUGCACAACUUGAAAUCAAUGUACUUUUUGAGGCAAGAAACUGAUGAAAAGAUUGAAAAUGUUUAAUAUCUAGACCAGUAUCUACUUGUUGGUGUACAGUAAAGACUCAUGUUGUUCACACUGUUUUAUAAUUUAUUCACUUUUUUCAAUGGACAUAACAUUGUAAAUGUACAUCUUUGAUGUGAAGAAUUCAAGGGUCAGUUCAAAAGUUUUACUGGCUCCAUAAAUUUUCAAUGGAGACUGCACAGUUGUCUUGGCAAAUACAAAAAUAUAUAUGGCUGGUAUUUGGUUAAAAUACAUGUAUUAGAUGCUGUAUCAUCCCUACAUGUAGUAAGAUGUGUGUAUAGUAUAUAAGAUCUGUAAAACCUUUGUUAAAAAUAUGCAAAAAGCUUUGUGUUAAAAACACUUUUAGCUCUUCAUGUAUGCACUUAUCUUGGCAAACAAUUUUUAAAUAUUCUGUAUAUCGUCGGUUGUGUCCUGUAAAAACUAUAGUUCAGAAACUUUUUGUUGAACUUAUCUUGGCAAGCAAAUGUCGUUCUGUCUUCUGCAUAAUUAUCGUCGGUUGUUCCUUGUAAAAGAUAUUAAGAAAGCUUUCUGUUGACAAUACAGCUGUUACAUUUGUCAGCUUUUCAGGUAUGAACUUUUCUUGGCAAGCAAAUGUCAUUGUAUAUUGUUGGUUGUUUCUUGUAAAAUAAUAUUAUGUGAGUAUGAAAUGUUCAGCUAACAAAAGUGUGCCAUACAAGAUACAACUAUACCAAAAAAUGUGCGACAAACACAGGAAUAAAACAUCUUAAAAUCAUCGUU
This is a messenger RNA of Branchiostoma belcheri (Belcher's lancelet), 4441 nucleotides long. Its product is annotated as F-box only protein 21-like. Bases 10 to 1815 code for a protein of 601 amino acids. Gene Ontology annotation, molecular function: protein binding; DNA binding. The transcript is spliced from 14 exons. The record is from RefSeq and is a predicted model, not a curated record. Lineage: Eukaryota; Metazoa; Chordata; Leptocardii; Amphioxiformes; Branchiostomatidae.